Messenger RNA from Solea solea (common sole), 2149 nucleotides. It is a transcript of the gene slc30a1a, whose product is annotated as solute carrier family 30 member 1a. Bases 549 to 1994 code for a protein of 481 amino acids. Gene Ontology annotation, biological process: intracellular zinc ion homeostasis; detoxification of zinc ion; zinc ion transmembrane transport. The transcript is spliced from 2 exons. The record is from RefSeq and is a predicted model, not a curated record. Gene Ontology annotation, cellular component: endoplasmic reticulum; membrane; Golgi apparatus. Gene Ontology annotation, molecular function: calcium channel inhibitor activity; zinc ion transmembrane transporter activity. Lineage: Eukaryota; Metazoa; Chordata; Actinopteri; Pleuronectiformes; Soleidae.
AGAUUGGAAUUACUCGUUACAUUUUUGAUCAUCGAUCAACAGAGUACAGCUGCGUGCUUAGCAACCGCUGGUUGUCUUCUUUCCCACGCCCACUGGAGACAGUUGCAAAGUGCGACCAAUCAGAGGCGACACCCGUGCCGCUCCGCCAAUGGGAAUAAAACGAGGCGUGUCCUUACGACGCCGUGUUCCGUGUGGAAAGUUUACCGGCUCGGGUGCAAAGUUUCAGCCGUCUGCAAAGCACAGCUCGUCGGUCGGGGAACGUUUCUGGAAUAUGCUGUUCGAAACGGCGCUUCAUUCACGCGGUACCUAGUCUUUCAUCACGGACUAAUUUCGCGUGGCUUCUUCAGACCGGGGCGAGUGAUGCUGCUGAAUGACGACACUGUUUACACCGACCGUUGUAUUGUCUCAGGGAGCCAGCUAGCAUAAGCUCACUCGCUAGCUAGGAGUCGAACCCGAGAGCUAGCUAGCUGUUGACCGGUUGAUCGUGUAAGAAUAAAACGCAGAGACCUCGUUGAAGUCGACGAAGGACCGCUGUAAAGAGGAUCAAAAUGGCCUGUGAACCGAACCGAGUCCGGCUGCUCUGCAUGCUCUCACUGACUUUUGGAUAUUUCUUUGUGGAGGUGGUGGUGAGCCGGAUCACUUCAUCUCUGUCCAUGCUGUCGGACUCCUUUCAUAUGCUGUCGGAUGUCAUCGCGCUGGUCGUGGCUCUGGUCGCGGUGCGUUUCGCGGAGAAAACCCACUCGACCAACAAAAACACUUUCGGCUGGAUCCGGGCGGAGGUGAUGGGGGCUCUGGUCAACGCCGUCUUCCUCACCGCGCUAUGCUUCACCAUCGUACUGGAGGCGAUCGAGCGUUUCACUGAACCCAAUGUGAUCGACUCCCCCAUAAUGGUCGCCGUGGUCGGUGCUGUGGGGCUCCUGGUCAAUCUGCUUGGACUCUGCCUAUUCCACGGGCACGCCGGCGGCGGCCACGGGCACUCCCACGGAGGUCACGGUCAUGGGAAUAAGAACAAAAAGGGCAAAGCGAUCCAGCAGGCUGGGAACGGGUCUUCAGCAGAGGAGACCAACAACUUGGUGGGCAAUCACAACAGCCCCGGGGAUGUGAGACCGACAAAUGAAAUCAGCUGUAAAGACGGCACAGAGGUGCAGAUGAAUGGCAACACCCACUAUGAGGACAUGGACGCUGACCAGGACUCAACGUCGCAGCUCAACAUGCGCGGGGUUUUCCUGCAUGUGUUGGGCGACGCUCUGGGCUCCGUCAUUGUGGUUAUCAAUGCUGUAAUAUUUACUUUUGUGUGGCAGCCCUGCCUCCCUGACGAGGAUUGUAUGAACCCAUGUGUCCACAAUCACGGCCCGGAGCCCCCAGUAAAUCGCACAGUGCCGCCCCUGAAGACAGCCGGCCCUUGCUGGGUCCUAUACAUGGAUCCCACUCUCUGCAUCAUCAUGGUGGGAAUCCUGCUGUAUACCACCUACCCGCUGCUCAAAGAGUCGGCCCUCAUCCUGCUUCAGACGGUGCCCAAGCAGAUCAACAUGCACCGGCUCAACGAGCGGCUGCUGAAUCUGGACGGAGUGCUGGCCAUCCACGACCUGCACAUCUGGCAGCUGGCCGGCAGCCGCAUCAUCGCCACAGCUCACAUCAAGUGCCACGACCCCACGUCUUACAUGGAGGUUGCCAAACGGAUCAAGGACUUCUUUCACGACGAGGGCAUCCACGCCACCACCAUCCAGCCAGAGUUCGUCACGUUCAACUCCGGGUCGCGAGGCUCGCUCUGCGAGCUCUCCUGUCGGACACAGUGCGCUCCAAAACUGUGCUGUGGCUCGAUCGACAAACAGAACCCGGGCGCUGACAAAAAGGCGAGCAGCGACAGCAGGUCGGCUGCUUCUUCAGCUUUGGAGGUGAUCAGCGAGAGCACAGAGCAGACUGCGGGCAUUCAGGUGUGUCCUCAGUCAGAGGCCAAAGUUACCGUCACCAGAGAGGUGGAGUCAUCUCUGUGAGAUGGAGAGGUCUGAGACAAGUUGAGGAGAAGCUAGAUAACUACCACUACAGGCAGAUUUCUUCACCAUUGUCACUUGAGGAUGCUGUUGUUGUUUUGCCCUGUAGUUGCCCUGAUACAGAUAUUAGCCUUUUAUUCUGUGAAAUCCCCCCCCCC